Messenger RNA from Dendrobium catenatum, 3452 nucleotides. RefSeq names its product histone deacetylase 14. Gene Ontology annotation, molecular function: histone deacetylase activity. The transcript has 10 exons. NCBI's taxonomy places the organism in Eukaryota, Viridiplantae, Streptophyta, Magnoliopsida, Asparagales, Orchidaceae. Gene Ontology annotation, cellular component: histone deacetylase complex. The record is from RefSeq and is a predicted model, not a curated record. Gene Ontology annotation, biological process: chromatin organization. The coding region runs from base 120 to 1454 and encodes 444 amino acids.
CUUGUGACCACUCAUUGUUGGGAGCCACUGGAUGACUUCACGAAAUAAGAUGGAAAGCCGAGUGGUCGUUCCUUGCGAGCAAAACUUUGCGGCCUUGGAGGAAGGCAGAAGCUCCUCCGAUGGAGCUCCGGGCUCUUCCUUCGUCAGCACUUUCAGAGCACUUGAUUUCAUGCAUUGUGCCAAGAUAUAUAAAGAUAAAGAAUAUUUGUAAACUGAAUUUAAAAGAAAAGGCGGCUGCUACGAGGAGAAGUUUUGACCAACUUUUGAGGUUUAAUUUGAGAUGUUCUGCAAAGGGUGACAGUGCUACAGUUUCUGCUUCAAAUGCUCAUGGAAUGGAAUUGAGUUUCUCUAAUAUUCCACCACAUGAUGCACGUAUCCUUUACUCUGUAGCUCCUUCCAUGGGCCAUAAUAAGGAAAAUCAUCCUGAAUCCAAUUUAAGGGUUCCUGCAAUUGUUAAUGCUCUUGAGGCGUUUGAGCUCACAUCCAAGUAUCGUGGUUUAGAAGUGUUCGAAAUGCAAAAUUUCCCGCCUGCUUCUGUGGAUGAUAUUGCACGUGUGCAUGCAAGGGCCUAUGUAGCGGGACUUGAGAAGGCUAUGUCAAGGGCCACUGAUGAAGGAAUUAUUUUCAUUGAUGGAUCAGGACCAACGUAUGCAACUGAAACAACUUUUCAAGAAUCGCUUAUUGCCGCGGGUGCAGGACUUUCAUUAGUUGAUUCCGUGGUGUCAGCUUCUAUAAACAGCCCAAACCCACCAAUAGGAUUUGCCUUAAUCAGGCCACCAGGUCAUCAUGCAAUUCCAAAUGGUCCCAUGGGUUUCUGUGUAUUUGGCAACAUAGCUGUUGCUGCUCGCUAUGCUCAACAUGUGCAUGGAUUAAGUCGGGUUCUAAUUAUUGAUUUUGAUGUUCAUCAUGGUAAUGGAACAUGUGAUGCAUUUUAUGAUGAUCCAAACGUAUUCUUCCUGUCUACUCAUCAGGUUGGAAGUUAUCCUGGUACUGGGAAGAUUGAACAGGUUGGUCAAGGAAAAGGUGAAGGGACAACAUUGAACUUGCCUCUACCUGGAGGGUCUGGUGAUUAUGCUAUGAGAAAUGUCUUUGACGAGGUCAUUGCACCAUGUGCUCAAAGAUUCAAACCAGAUAUUAUUCUCGUCUCAGCUGGCUAUGAUGCCCAUGUGCUUGAUCCACUGGCUGGUCUACAAUUUACUGCUGGCACUUACUACAUGCUUGCAUCAAGCAUCAAGCAACUGGCAAAGGAGCUAUGCAAGGGACGAUGCGUGUUCUUCUUGGAGGGUGGAUAUAAUCUCCAAUCUCUCUCCCACUCUGUGGUAGACACGUUUCGCGCCUUUCUUGGGGAGCCAAGCUUGGCUCCAGAGUUUGAUGAUCCUGCCAUCUUGUAUGAAGAGCCAUUAUCCAAAGCUAAACAAGUCAUUCAGAAAGUCAAGCAUCUACACUCCCUGUAGAAUCAAGGUGGAUGAGUGGAUUUACUCUUAGAGACGGAUAUGAAACAAGCAUAUCCGUGAAGAGGUAGAAGUAGCUCCAGUGGCAGAUAAAACUAAAUAGAGUUGCCUCAUAUGGUAUGGUCAUGUAAAACAGUGGUAUUUUGAUGACCCUGUUAGGAGAGUUUAUGUAUUAAAUAUGGCCUAUCUUAAGAAAGGUAGAGGUAGACCUAAAAAGGCUUGACUAGAAAAUAUUAAAAAUAACAUUUCUUUAUUAGACUUAAAUGAUAAUUUGACUCUAAAUAGGACAUAAUGGAGAAAAAGGAUUCAUCCACGUAGUGGGAUAAAUGCUUGAUGUUGUUGUUGUAUUUGAUAAAAAUGGCACACUCAUAAAUUACCUGGUAGAAUUUGUUCAAAAAAUACAUAAACGUUAAGAAUAGUCAUAUCUAUAACAUGCAGAAAGUUACCUAUUAAAAGUUUAGCUGUUGUAAAGUUAUUCUCAUUUUUACACUACAAAAUUAUAAAUUUAAUCAUGAAAAAUUUCAAAAAUUUUAUAUUGUUGAAAAUAGAGAUAGGCAGAACGUAACAUACCUAGAUCCGGAAAACUUUUCGAAUUGGACCAAUAACAGAAAAUGAGUUGGAGGUGCUAAAACCUAACUUUCUUUCUCUAUCUCUCUCUCUCUCUCUCUCUCUCUAGCAGUUGCUUAAGGGGCAAAAUAGGUUUUGAUAAAAAAAAAUGAAAUGAGUGGAAAAAUAAUAUUUUUAUAAGAUUCAGAUAUGGCGCCAUGACGCUCGACAAUAUAGUGCCGCAACGCUCUCUACUGGAGAGCAUGACACCACAACACCACCCCCAGCAUCACAGGUUGAAUUAAUUUGGCCAAAAAGAUAGAAGCCUUAAUGUCGCAAUGCUGCCUACUCCAACAAUGCUAUGCUCCUAGGGAAAAUUUCAGAAGUUUCAAUUAUGCACACAGACUCCCAGGACCUGCUUCAGAAUAGAUUCAAAUACUCUAUGCACAUAGAACAACACUCACAGGCACAUCCAGAGGAUAUGAAUCCAAAAUUUUUUAUAGGUUAUAUUUAUUGAAUCUGGGCAGAACAAGUGCAAUUGUGCACAGAUUUAGUAGAUGGUACUUACAUCUCUCUCUUUCUCUCCCCAAUAACUUUUAUUUAAUUACAUAUGUGUCCAAAUGGAAUAUAUCCUGAAUGGUUGCUAUUAAAAGAAAAAAAGUAAAUGCAAUCUUGUAAUGUGGAUUUUUUAGAAGAUUGAAAGGAAGUCCAGCUUAAAAAAUAUCUUUGUGAAGCUAAUUUUCCUUUACAUGCACCACUUCAAAUCCUCAUACGUAUCUCCUACAUAAAAAAAUGGCCUGCCGAGAAGCUCCUUCCAUAUCUUUUCCCCACCAUAGCUGCCACCACCAUCUGUAAUUGUAUAGCUUACAUAUGCUUGAAUUCCACCAAUAACACGGCUUGUAUCUGCCAUAUUUGCUAAUAUUCUCUCAAGGUUUCUACCAGACCUCAGAAUUUAUGGGAAAAAAAGAGUGCUGGUUGCAUCACUUAAGCCACUUGCAAGAAGAAAGUUAAGGCCACUGAACUUCCUCCCCAAAGGUGAGGUCAUAUUGCGCUUACUCCACUUAAAUAGCUGAGAUAUUCCCCUUUUCCUCACUGGGAUUAAUUGAUAGCUGGUAUCUAUUCAAGUGAGGUCAUAGUUGAUUUAUUGCUGUUAUGUUAUGUCGGGGUCUUUAUGGUUUAUUUUGUGCAUCUUUUUUUAUUUUAUAGAGAGUUUUUAUAGCUCUUUUUUGCUAUAGUUUUAUUGUUGCAUUGUAGAAUUUUAUGUAGCAACGAGAUUUUUAUAAUAAGAUUUGUUAGAGUAUGAUAGUUGUAAGAAAAUUGUUAUUUAACUUCCAAACUAUGACUUGUUAGGAGAAGGGUAGAGUAAAGAAAUUAUGGUUAGACUUCGAAUCAAGCGAUGAUUAUUGUUUUUGGGAGGCAUAAAAGAGAAAUCAUGUGGCGUGGCUCUUAUAUUUA